This is a messenger RNA of Solenopsis invicta (red fire ant), 3330 nucleotides long. Its product is annotated as zinc finger protein 341. Bases 456 to 2438 code for a protein of 660 amino acids. The transcript is spliced from 9 exons. The record is from RefSeq and is a predicted model, not a curated record. Lineage: Eukaryota; Metazoa; Arthropoda; Insecta; Hymenoptera; Formicidae.
CACAUAGAAGCCCCUGGAUAGGCGGGGUUGACCAAUCCCGGAAACGUCAACAAUCCACUUUCGAGCCCUCAUUUCAUGGGGUGAACUCUUGGUUCUUUCUUCUGCAUCGCGACACGUCCUACGGCGACAAUUUCGAUAUGCCCGAGAGUGUGCGGACCUUCGAGGCGCGAGCUGGAAGGGUGUAGAAAAUAGGGGUCACUGACUUGUUGUUGACUCGAUGCAAUUAGCGUUGUUGAUACAUUGCAAUUAGUGAAUUCGGUGGACCUUUACUGAUUCUGCGUUGGAGUUACCCUGUAGCACUAGUGCAGCAUGAUGUCUCGCUGGACGGCUCUUCUGUGCAAUCCUUGUUGGAGUCGCAAACCUUGAUAGCUGAGGUCGAGCAGUCAGCGAUUGAUCAGGAUGAGGAAGACAUAUUUCAAUGUGGCAAGUGCAAAAGCCAGUUUACAUCGCUCCAGAUGUUUGUACUUCACAAGAGGACACAUCAAAAGACGCAGCAACAAACGGUGGACUUGACUCAGUUUUUAACAAAUGACGAGAGUCAGGUGAUGCACAUAGAAGAUGCAGUUCAAGAUGAGUCGCAGUACAAUUCGCAGGAGACUUUUCAGCUUGGAGAACCUAUUAUUCUCGAAGAAGCAGAUAUGCUAUUUAGUGUGGAUCAGGAGGCUGCUAAUUAUUUCAUGACCGACUCCACAUUUAGCGUGCCGAUCAUCUUAAGUACAGAGAGUCUUUCGGAUACUUUCGGUAACGCUGCCAUCGAGGCGACGAGGGAAGACUCGAGCGAGGUGCCGACGAUCCUACAAAACGACAUCAGUUCGCAAGAAGACGCCUCGAGCCAGUCUGAACAUCCUAACGCUUCGUUAACGGACAACGAGUUUUCCCUGGCGGACAAUGAGCCGCCUCUAGAGGACAACGAAUCCUCUCUCGAGAACAACGAGAUAUCCCUCCAGGACAAUUCAGUCGAUGAAUCAAAAAAUGGCAUCAGUCGAAUGCAGAACUUGAAGUAUAAAUGCGGUUAUUGCAACAAACAGUUCGCGAAAAAAUUCUACUGGCAGCAGCAUGAACGUUCUCACACUGGAGAAAAACCUUAUCAGUGUGUAGUAUGCGGUCGUGCAUUCGCACAGAAGUCAAAUGUAAAGAAACACAUGUCCUCGCACAAAGUAUGGCCUGGUACCGCUAUUCAUUCGCUACCACCAGAGGCGCCUCCAGACGGAAGUAUCGAUCGCACGUAUCAUUGCCAGUUCUGCAAAGAGACGUUUGACUCGUACAAAGCUCUGAAAGGCCACCUAAUUGUCUCGCAUCUGGCACUGAAAGUAUAUAAGUGUGUGCAGAGUAGUUGCAGCAUGAUGUUCUCGGAUCUGGACGAAUUCCUGGAGCACACACGCAGCCACAAGUGUUCGGAGUAUCGAUGCCAUGUAUGUGGCGAGGUAUUCAGCACUCUUACAGAUCUUGGUCGCCAUCAGUACGACCACUCUAUCCAGAAGCAGAAGACCACAGAGAAGUAUUAUUGCUGCACGACUUGCAAGUCGUCGUUCUCAAAUCUGGAGGCGUUGCAGCAUCACAAAGAGACUACUACGCACAAUUACGCGUGCCUGCAUUGCGGCAAGAGCUUCCUCAUCGAAAGGUUUUUACGCCGUCACCUCAAGACCCAUUCGGCAUCAGCGAGAUUUGCUUGCGAGGAUUGCGGCAAAGCUUUCAAAACUGAGCAGUACCUGGCUAAUCAUAAGCUGAUACAUAGCGAGGAGACACCUUUCACAUGUCCGCAUUGUCCGGCCAGAUUCAAACGGAAAGAUCGACUGGGUCGGCAUAUGCUGAUCCAUGAUCUAACGAAGAGACUCAAGUGUCCGUUUCGCAACUACUUAGGCUGCAUGAGCGAGUUUUCGCGGCCUGACAAGCUCAAACGGCACCUGCUGACGCACAGUAAUGUCAAGCGUUUCAGUUGUAGUCACUGCAAUCGCAACUUCCACCGAGCGCAAGCUCUCAAGCAUCACGAGAUGAAUAAGCACAGUCUUAAGUGCGACAUCUGCUCCCACGCUUUUAAGACUAAGGAGCAGCUGGUUACCCAUAACUGUGAACAAUCAAAUGAGACCAAGAAGCAUUCGAGCUCGCAGCUACCGAAAAAGGCGUCCGGAUCAUUUAAGCCGAGGAAGCCCACCCCAAAGAGACAAACGUUAUCAAAGACUGCAAUCCCACUUGCCGACAAAGAGAAAUUUGAAAAGCUUAAGGCUGAUGAAAUAGAAAGAAAAGUCGCCUUCGAAACAUUCAAACCUGGCGAUUUUGACGAGGAAUCCAGCAAGAAAAUGGGAAAUGUUUCUCCCGUCUCGAAAGCGGUCGAGUUAACCGGCGAUGAAUUAAAUGAGCAAGUCGACUCGCCAGUUAUGGAUCUUGAGAACGAUUUCAAGCGCAACAUGGAAUUCUACUCGCCCCACACAAGCGAGUAGAAGUUUUGCAAUAUAUAUACAUAUACAGAGUGUUUUAUUUUAAUUGACGCACUAAAAUAUUUCUUGAACAGUGCAUUUUUUAAUAAAAUGUUUGAGAUAAAAGUUGUAUGGUUUAGAGGUGGACAUAAAGUGCUAUCAUUGAUUUGACGUUAGUCGUUUGAAAGUUAUAUGAAUUUAAGAAAUUGAAGGUUAUCCAAUCGUUUUAAGAUCACAUGGUCACUCUCAAUUUCUUAAAUUCAAACUAAUGACAUCACUUUAUACCCCCCCCCCCCUUCCAAACCAUAAAACUUUUGUCUGGAACAUUUUACCCUAAAAUGCACUAUUCAAGAAAUAUUUUAGUUCGUCAAUUAAAAUGAAACGCCCUGUAUAUACAUACACGCGUAUAUAUAUAUUAUAUAUAAUAUAUAUAUAUAUUUUUGAUUCGUAUAUUUAAAUUGUACAUCAAUUAGGAUGUAGACGAAUCGUCGUAGCACGUGCAAUGGGAUCAUCGGCGAAGACGCAAGUUGCAUUUUAUAUUCGCGUACGAUAUUUUGUAGUUUACAUAUCUGUGAUAAUUGUAAUAUAAAUGCUCUAUCGAUAUAAGUAACUUAUAUAUACAUUUGCGCGCACAUCGAGGAUGUUCGGUGUCGUCGAUUUCGAUUCUUCUAUGAAAAAACUUGUCGUAUAGGCACACAAUAGUAGUUAUAACUGAUACUCCGUGUACCCUCUCGAACACUUUCGUUCGUUCGAAUUUUUUUAAUUACAAAACGUACGCAGAGCUGUAUAACGAAACAUUUGACAGCGCGAUAUCUCUUUUUAAUUUAUUUGUUAUAAAAUAAUAUCUAGACCAAAAGUCAAAUGCGGAAGAUGUAAAAUUACUUUUAAGAAAAAAUAUCAAUUUUACGAAAUAGCU